Molecule: messenger RNA, 304 nt
Organism: Striga hermonthica
Lineage: Eukaryota; Viridiplantae; Streptophyta; Magnoliopsida; Lamiales; Orobanchaceae
Source: the annotation of a GenBank genome assembly
AGAGAGAAUCCGGCGGGAGCAGGCUUCAGACGAGUUCGUUCGUGUCAUGGAGGCCAAGGUUCGUGCCGGAGGCGUCGAGGGUUUUCAGCUAGGUGCCAAUGGUGCCUUAGAGUUCAGAGGCAGGAUCGUGGUCCCGAAAGUCGAGGCGUUGCGGAAGGAGAUUUUAUCAGAGGCUCAUACCGCACCCUAUCUAGCCCAUCCCAGGAGAACGAAGAUGUAUCACGACCUGAAAGGGUCGUUCUGGUGGCGAGGCAUGAAGAAGGACGUCUCCGAGUUUGUCAGGAGGUGUUUUACCUGUCAGCAA